GAAAGUAGAUCCGGUACGCAGGUUCCGCCAGUUGAGUCCAGGAAAAGUUGAGACCGACGGCGCAGACGAGAAGGCUGCAGGAGCCCCGCACCACUUGUUGCAGCCCGCCGAGAGAGAGCUACACUCCGGCGCCUUUUUAUACACACACAUACACACACACACAGGCACACACAAACAAACGCGCGGUGAAACCGUUUUUCCAACAACAGUGUGCGACGGCAUACCAUGACUCCAGCUCUCCCCAGAGAGUAGGCUCGAGUUGAAGUUGAGAGUUGAAAGCCGGCGGACCCUUUUGAGUUCCUAGCUCCCCGAGAUGAACAGUCCGCGGACUGUGCGCGUCCUCGCGGCGCUGUCGCUGCUCGUACUGUGCGUCGCCGUGCGGGAAGCCCGCUCUGCGGCGUGUCAUGGAUGUGUUGGAUCAAAGUGUGACUGCAGUGGAGUUAAAGGAGGCAAAGGUGAACGGGGGUUCCCAGGACUAACAGGUCAGCCCGGCGUUCCGGGUUUCCCAGGACCUGAGGGCCCGAUCGGCCCCCGCGGAGAGAAGGGAACUGACGGACCUUCAGGGCCAUUCGGUCCCAAAGGAAUAAGAGGACCUUCAGGAUUGCCUGGAUUCCCAGGAACCCCAGGAAUUCCUGGUCUGCCAGGGCAGGACGGACCACCAGGUCCGAGAGGAACGGCAGGUUGCAAUGGAACAAAGGGUGAGAGGGGAUUCCCAGGAAACACGGGCAUCGGAGGACUGGAGGGGCGACCGGGACCUCCUGGUUUGCCAGGAGCAAAGGGAGACCCAGGCGAUGUGAUUUCCACCAACCGCUUCGGAGAGAAGGGGACUUCGGGACUGCCGGGAAUACCGGGAGUACCUGGCGGUACCGGACCCACUGGUUUGCCGGGACCUUACGGCCCACCUGGACCCAGAGGUUUCGAGGGUCGACCAGGUUCACCUGGACUUCCUGGACCCAAGGGAAACAUGGGGUUGAAUUUCCAAGGACCUAAAGGAGAUAAGGUACGAAGGAUAAAAUACAUGAUUACUUUUCAUCCAAAUUUAAUUUUAACAAUACUGUAAAAGUUAGGUGCACUCCCA
Molecule: messenger RNA, 1078 nt
Organism: Gadus macrocephalus (Pacific cod)
Lineage: Eukaryota; Metazoa; Chordata; Actinopteri; Gadiformes; Gadidae
Product: collagen alpha-5(IV) chain-like
Exons: 12
Coding region: 314-1060 (248 amino acids)
Source: RefSeq, a predicted model, not a curated record